CGGAGCGCCAUGGCGGUUGCCGAGCGCCGCGCCUUCGCGCACAAGAUCAACAGGACGGUGGCUGCCGAGGUGCGGAAGCAGGUGUCCCGGGAACGCAGUGGCUCCCCCCACUCCAGCAGGCGCUGCAGCAGCUCCCUGGGGGUCCCGCUGACUGAAGUCAUUGAGCCCCUGGACUUUGAGGAUGUGCUCCUGAGCCGGCCGCCAGAUGCAGAGCCUGGGCCACUCCGGGACCUGGUCGAGUUUCCAGCUGAUGACCUGGAGCUGCUGCUGCAGCCCCGGGAAUGCCGCACCACGGAGCCUGGGAUCCCCGAGGAUGGAAAGCUGGAUGCCCAGGUGAGGGCUGCCGUGGAGAUGUACACGGAGGACUGGAUCAUCGCCCACAGGAGGUACCAGCACCUGAGUGCAGCGUACAGCCCCAUCACCCUAGAGACGCAGCGAGAGAGGCAGAAGGGCCUCAGCCGCCAGGUCUUCGAGCAGGACGCUUCUGGGGAUGAGAGGUCCAGUCCGGACGACUCGGAUGACCCCCGGCGCUCCUCAGGCUCCCCAGACGACACCCCACGAAGCAGUGGCGCCUCUGGCAUCUUCGACCUGAGGAACUUGGCAGCUGACUCAUUGCUGCCCUCACUGCUGGAGCGCGCGGCCCCGGAGGACGUGGACCGGCGCAAUGAGGCCCUGCGGCGGCAGCACCGGUCCCGUGCCCUGCUCACCCUCUACCCGGCGCCCGAUGAGGAUGAGGCCGUGGAACGCUGCAGCCGCCCGGAGCCACCCCGAGAGCACUUCGGACAGAGGAUCCUGGUCAAGUGUCUGUCGCUUAAGUUCGAGAUAGAAAUCGAGCCCAUCUUUGGCAUCUUGGCCCUGUACGACGUGCGGGAGAAGAGGAAGAUCUCGGAGAACUUCUACUUUGACCUGAACCCAGACUCCAUGAAGGGGCUCCUGCGGGCCCAUGGCACCCAUCCUGCCAUCUCCACCCUGGCCCGCUCUGCCAUCUUCUCCGUGACCUAUCCCUCGCCCGACAUCUUCUUGGUCAUCAAGCUGGAGAAGGUGCUGCAGCAGGGGGACAUCAGCGAGUGCUGCGAGCCCUACAUGGUGAUGAAGGAGGUGGACACAGCCAAGAACAGAGAGAAGCUAGAGAAGCUGCGCCUGGCGGCUGAGCAGUUCUGCACCCGUCUGGGCCGCUACCGCAUGCCCUUCGCCUGGACGGCGGUGCACCUGGCCAACAUUGUGAGCAGCGCGGGCCAGUCCGACCGGGACUCGGACUCGGAGGGCGAGCGCCGACCCACUUGGGCUGACCGCCGCCGUCGGGGGCCCCAGGACCGGACGAGUAGCGGGGACGACGCCUGCAGCUUCUCCGGCUUCCGCCCAGCCACGCUAACUGUCACCAACUUCUUUAAGCAGGAAGCUGAGCGGCUCAGUGACGAGGACCUCUUCAAGUUCCUGGCUGACAUGCGGCGCCCGACAUCCCUGCUGCGGCGCCUGCGGCCUGUGACCGCCCAGCUCAAGAUUGACAUCUCCCCAGCCCCUGAGAACCCCCACUUCUGCCUCUCCCCGGAGCUGCUUCAUGUCAAGCCCUACCCAGACCCCAGGGGUCGGCCCACCAAGGAGAUCCUGGAGUUCCCCGCCCGUGAGGUCUACGCCCCCCACACCAGCUACAGGAACCUGCUGUAUGUGUACCCACACAGCCUCAAUUUCAGCAGCCGCCAGGGCUCCGUGCGCAACCUCACUGUGCGAGUGCAGUACAUGGCGGGCGAGGACCCCAGCCAGGCCCUGCCGGUCAUCUUUGGCAAGUCCAGCUGCAGUGAAUUCACCCGCGAGGCCUUCACACCGGUGGUCUACCAUAACAAGUCCCCUGAAUUCUACGAGGAGUUUAAGCUGCGUCUUCCGGCCUGUGUGACCGAGAACCACCACCUGCUCUUCACCUUCUACCACGUCAGCUGCCAGCCCCGGCCAGGCACGGCCCUGGAGACCCCUGUGGGCUUUACUUGGAUCCCACUGCUGCAGCACGGCCGCCUGAGGACCGGCCCCUUCUGCCUCCCUGUGUCCGUGGAUCAGCCCCCGCCCAGCUACUCCGUGCUCACACCGGACGUGGCGCUGCCGGGCAUGCGCUGGGUGGAUGGCCACAAGGGUGUGUUCAGCGUGGAACUCACGGCUGUGUCCUCUGUGCACCCCCAGGACCCCUACCUGGACAAAUUCUUCACCCUGGUGCACGUCCUGGAGGAAGGGGCCUUUCCAUUCCGGCUCAAGGAUGCCGUGCUGAGUGAGAGCACCGUGGAACAGGAGCUGCGGGCCAGCCUGGUGGCCCUGCGACUCGCCAGCCCUGAACCCCUUGUCGCCUUCUCCCACCACGUACUGGACAAGCUCGUACGCCUGGUCGUGCGGCCCCCGAUCAUCGGCGGCCAGAUCGUAAACCUGGGUCGUGUAGCCUUUGAAGCAAUGGCUCAUGUAGUCAGCCUCGUCCACCGGAGCCUGGAGGCUGCCCAGGACGCCCGUGGUCACUGCCCACUGCUGGCUGCCUAUGUCUUCUAUGCCUUCCGACUGCCUGGCACGGAGCCCAGCCUCCCAGGCGGGGCCCUUCCAGUGACGCUGCAGCCUGCCACGCUGGCCCAUGGCCCUGGCCGCCCCGCGAGCCUCUACCUGGCUCGCUCUAAGAGUAUUAGCAGCAGCAACCCUGACCUGGCUGUGGCCCCUGGCUCCGUGGAUGACGAGGUCUCCCGCAUCCUGGCCAGCAAGCUGCUUCACGAGGAGCUGGCCCUGCAGUGGGUGGUCAGCGGCAGUGCCGUGCGCGAGGCUGUCCUGCAGCAUGCCUGGUUCUUCUUCCAGCUCAUGGUGAAAAGCAUGGCGCUGCACCUGCUUCUGGGCCAGAAGCUGGACACACCCCGCAAGCUUCGCUUCCCUGGGCGCUUCCUGGAUGACAUUGCUGCCCUGGUAGGCUCUGUGGGCCUGGAGGUCAUCACCCGCGUCCACAAGGACGUGGAGCUGGCCGAGCACCUCAACGCCAGCCUGGCCGUCUUCCUCAGUGAUCUGCUGUCCCUGGUGGACCGCGGCUUUGUCUUCAGCCUGGUCCGGGCUCACUACAAGCAGGUGGCCACACGGCUGCAGUCGGCUCCCAACCCAGCGGUGCUGCUGACCCUGCGCAUGGACUUCACCCGCAUCCUAUGCAGCCACGAGCACUACGUGACCCUCAACCUCCCCUGCUGCCCCCUGUCGCCCCCGGCCUCGCCCUCGCCCUCUGUAUCUUCCACCACCUCGCAGAGCUCCACCUUUUCCAGCCAGGCCCCAGACCCCAAGGUGAUCAGCAUGUUCGAGCUGAGUGGGUCGUUCCGGCAGCAGCACUUCCUGGCUGGGCUCCUGCUGACGGAACUGGCCCUGGCCCUGGAACCUGAGGCCGAGGGGGCGUCCCUGCUGCACAAGAAGGCCAUCAGUGCUGUCCACAGCCUGCUCUGUGGCCAUGAUGCUGACCCCCGCUACGCCGAGGCCACUGUGAAGGCCCGGGUGGCCGAGCUAUACCUGCCACUGCUGUCACUGGCGCGGGACACACUGCCACGGCUGCAUGACUUUGCUGAGGGUCCAGGUCAGCGGUCAAGAUUGGCCUCUAUGCUCGACUCAGACACAGAAGGGGAAGGGGACAUGGGAGGCACCAUCAACCCCUCAGUGGCCAUGGCCAUCGCUGGUGGCCCCCUGGCCCCUGGCUCCCGGGCCAGCAUCUCCCAGGGCCCAGCGACAGCUGCUCGCUCAGGCUGUGCCCUCUCUGCCGAGUCUAGCCGGACCUUGCUGGUGUGUGUGCUAUGGGUCUUGAAGAAUGCUGAGCCAGCCCUGCUGCAGCGCUGGGCUGCGGACCUGGCCCUCCCUCAGCUGGGUCGUCUCUUGGACUUGCUGUACCUCUGUCUGGCUGCCUUUGAAUACAAGGGGAAAAAAGCCUUUGAGCGUAUCAACAGUCUCACGUUCAAGAAAUCACUGGACAUGAAGGCCCGGCUGGAGGAAGCUAUCUUGGGCACCAUCGGAGCCCGACAGGAGAUGGUGCGACGGAGCCGUGAGAGGAGCCCAUUUGGGAACCAGGAGAAUGGAAAUGUACGCUGGCGAAAGAGCGUCACACACUGGAGACAAACCUCGGACCGUGUGGACAAGACCAAGGAUGAAAUGGAACACGAGGCCUUGGUGGACGGGAACCUGGCAACCGAGGCAAGCCUGGUGGUUCUGGAUACACUGGAGAUCAUCGUGCAGACGGUGAUGCUGUCAGAGGCCCGGGAGAGUAUCUUGGGCGCGGUACUAAAGGUUGUGUUGUACAGUCUGGGCAGUGCCCAGAGUGCCCUCUUCUUGCAGCAUGGCCUGGCCACACAGCGGGCCCUGGUAUCCAAGUUCCCAGAGCUGCUGUUUGAGGAGGACACAGAGCUGUGUGCCGACCUCUGCUUGAGGCUCCUGCGACACUGCGGCAGCCGCAUCAGCGCCAUCCGUACGCACGCCAGCGCCUCCCUCUACCUCCUCAUGCGCCAGAAUUUCGAGAUCGGCAACAACUUUGCCCGCGUGAAGAUGCAAGUGACUAUGUCGCUUUCGUCCCUGGUGGGGACAACGCAGAACUUCAGCGAAGAGCACCUGCGACGUUCACUCAAGACCAUCCUCACCUAUGCCGAGGAGGAUAUGGGGCUGCGGGACAGCACCUUUGCUGAGCAGGUCCAGGACCUGAUGUUCAACUUGCACAUGAUCCUGACUGACACGGUGAAGAUGAAGGAGCAUCAGGAGGACCCGGAAAUGCUCAUUGACCUCAUGUACAGGAUUGCCCGGGGUUACCAGGGCUCCCCAGACCUGCGGCUGACAUGGCUGCAGAACAUGGCGGGGAAGCACGCGGAGCUGGGCAACCACGCGGAGGCUGCGCAGUGCAUGGUUCACGCGGCCGCCCUGGUGGCCGAGUACCUCGCUCUGCUGGAGGACAGCCGCCACCUGCCUGUGGGCUGUGUUUCCUUCCAGAACAUCUCGUCCAACGUGCUGGAGGAGUCCGCCAUCUCUGACGACAUCCUGUCGCCUGAUGAGGAGGGCUUCUGUUCCGGGAAGCACUUCACGGAGCUGGGGCUGGUGGGGCUGCUGGAGCAGGCAGCCGCCCACUUCACCAUGGGUGGGCUGUACGAGGCAGUGAAUGAGGUCUACAAGACCCUCAUACCCAUCCUGGAAGCCCACCGCGACUACAAGAAGCUGGCUGCCGUGCACGGCAAACUUCAGGAGGCCUUCACCAAGAUCAUGCACCAGAGCUCCGGCUGGGAGCGUGUGUUCGGGACAUAUUUCCGCGUGGGCUUCUACGGCGCCCGCUUCGGUGACCUAGAUGAACAGGAGUUCGUGUACAAGGAGCCAUCCAUCACGAAGCUGGCCGAGAUCUCACACCGGCUGGAGGAGUUCUACACGGAGAGAUUUGGGGAGGACGUGGUCCAGAUCAUCAAAGAUUCUAACCCUGUGGACAAGACCAAGCUGGACCCCCAGAAGGCCUACAUCCAGAUCACGUACGUGGAGCCGCACUUCGACACCUAUGAGCUCAAGGACCGGGUGACCUACUUCGACCGCAACUACGGGCUGCGAACCUUCCUGUUCUGCACGCCCUUCACGCCGGACGGGCGUGCACACGGAGAACUGCCCGAGCAGCACAAGCGCAAGACGCUGCUCAGCACGGACCACGCCUUCCCCUACAUCAAGACACGAAUCCGCGUGUGCCACCGGGAGGAGACAGUGCUGACGCCAGUAGAGGUGGCCAUUGAGGACAUGCAGAAGAAGACUCGGGAGCUGGCCUUCGCCACCGAGCAGGACCCGCCUGAUGCCAAAAUGCUGCAGAUGGUGCUGCAGGGCUCCGUGGGGCCCACUGUAAACCAGGGUCCACUGGAGGUGGCCCAGGUGUUUCUGGCCGAGAUCCCGCAAGACCCUAAGCUCUUCAGGCAUCACAACAAGCUGCGGCUCUGUUUCAAGGACUUCUGCAAGAAGUGUGAGGAUGCGCUGCGGAAGAACAAAGCCCUGAUUGGGCCGGACCAGAAGGAGUACCACCGUGAGCUGGAACGCAACUACUCCCGCCUGCGGGAGGCUCUGCAGCCUCUGCUCACCCAGCGCCUGCCUCAGCUGCUGGCGCCGAACACAGCAGGCCUCAGGAACUCCUUGAACAGAGCAAGUUUCCGGAAGGCUGACCUCUGA
Molecule: messenger RNA, 6159 nt
Organism: Lipotes vexillifer (Yangtze River dolphin)
Lineage: Eukaryota; Metazoa; Chordata; Mammalia; Artiodactyla; Lipotidae
Gene: DOCK6
Product: dedicator of cytokinesis 6
Exons: 49
Coding region: 10-6159 (2049 amino acids)
Biological process (GO): positive regulation of GTPase activity; small GTPase-mediated signal transduction
Cellular component (GO): cytosol
Molecular function (GO): guanyl-nucleotide exchange factor activity
Source: RefSeq, a predicted model, not a curated record